Molecule: messenger RNA, 3990 nt
Organism: Beta vulgaris subsp. vulgaris (sugar beet)
Lineage: Eukaryota; Viridiplantae; Streptophyta; Magnoliopsida; Caryophyllales; Amaranthaceae
Product: cadmium/zinc-transporting ATPase HMA3
Exons: 10
Coding region: 191-3601 (1136 amino acids)
Biological process (GO): monoatomic cation transport
Cellular component (GO): membrane
Molecular function (GO): ATPase-coupled monoatomic cation transmembrane transporter activity; ATP binding; metal ion binding
Source: RefSeq, a predicted model, not a curated record
UUUUGUAUAAAGGUUUCGUCUUGAGUUGUGCCAUCACACAUUUCUUUUCCUUUAUAAACUCCUCUGCUUUCCUCUGUUUUUUUGCUGGUUUUCCACCUUCAUCUACUUCUUCCUAUCUUCAUCAAUACAUACCAUCUUAUUACAAACAUUUAUAUCACAUAAAACUAAGGGUGUAAGUUAAAAGGAAAAAAUGGAUAAAAAUAAUAAUAAUGAUGAAAAAAAUGAAAAGAAAGGGAAUAAUAAUAGCUUAGAAAAAAGCUACUUUGAUGUUUUGGGAUUAUGUUGUUCUUCUGAAGUUCCAUUGAUAGAGAAAAUAUUGAAGCCACUUGAAGGAGUUAUUGAAGUUUCAGUGAUAGUUCCUUCUAGGACUGUCAUUGUUUUACAUGAUACUCUUGUUAUUUCUCAGCAUCAAAUUGUGAAGGCAUUAAAUCAAGCUCGGUUAGAAGCAAAUGUAAGAGUAAAAGGGAUAACAAACUACAGGGGAAAAUGGCCAAGUCCUUAUGUUAUUUUAUCAGGGCUAUUACUCUCACUCUCAUUUCUCAAGUAUGUAUACCACCCUUUACAAUGGCUAGCAGUUGCCGCGGUUGCUGUUGGCAUUUGGCCUAUUUUAUUAAGGGGUGUUAUCGCGAUUAGAAAUUUCACCCUCGACGUCAACAUUCUUAUGCUCAUAGCAGUGAUAGGCACAAUUGUGCUGAAAGAUUACACAGAAGCCGGUACUAUAGUGUUUCUUUUCACCAUUGCAGAGUGGCUCCAAUCAAGGGCUAGUCAAAAGGCAACCGCGGUUAUGUCAUCACUAAUGAGCAUGACACCACAGCAAGCAACCAUAGCGGAAACAGGAGAAGUUGUAAAUGUAAAAGAUGUUAAGCUGAAUACCAUUCUUGCUGUCAAGGCGGGUGAACUUUUACCGAUUGAUGGAGUUGUUGUGGAAGGAACUUGUGAAGUUGAUGAGAAGACUUUAACUGGGGAGUCAUUUCCUGUUCCCAAGCAAAAGGAUUCUAAUGUUUGGGCGGGAACUGUAAAUGUUAAUGGUUAUGUUAGUGUUAAGACAACUGCCCUUGCCGAGGAUUGUGCUGUGGCGAAAAUGGCAAGGCUUGUAGAAGAAGCUCAAAACAAUAAAUCUAAUGUUCAAAGGUUAAUUGACAAGUGUGCUAUGUAUUAUACACCAGCUGUUGUUUUAAUAUCAGCUGGUUUAGCAGUAGUUCCUAUUGCAAUGAAACUUCAUGACAGAAAGCACUGGUUUCACUUAGCGCUGGUAGUAUUAGUGAGUGCAUGCCCUUGUGGACUUAUUCUCUCAACCCCGGUAGCAACUUUUUGUGCACUUUCAAGAGCAGCUACUUCAGGGCUUCUGGUGAAAGGGGGUGAUUAUCUUGAAAUUCUUGCCAAAAUCAAACACAUGGCUUUUGAUAAGACCGGGACAAUAACAAGAGGCGAAUUCACCUUGACGGACAUUCACUCACUUGCUGAUUAUGUUACUUUGACUGAAUUACUCCACUGGGUAUCAAGCAUUGAAAGCAAAUCCAGCCAUCCUGUAGCAGCUGUAUUAGUUGAUUAUGGACGAUCUCAAGGUGUUGAACCAAAGCAAGAUAAUGUAGAAGAUUUUCAGAAUUUUCCGGGAGAAGGAGUUUUCGGAAAAAUUAAUGGAAGAAAUAUCUAUAUAGGAAACGAGAAGCUAGGCCAAAGGGCUAAUUGUACAGUAGCUUCAAAUAUUGUUGAUGCGGAUGAUCAUACCAAGGAAGCACGGACUCGUGGAUACGUGUACUCUGAAGGAGCGCUAAUUGGAACUUUCAGUCUUUCGGAUGACUGUCGAUCAGGGGCUGCAGAAGCAAUAAAAGAGUUGAAAUCAAUGGGGAUAAGGACUGCUUUGCUAACUGGAGAUAACUGGUCCACAGCGAGGCGUGCACAAGAGCAGCUUGGACAAGCUUUAGAUGCAGUUCAUGCAGAACUUCUACCAGAGGACAAGGCAAUAAUUAUAAAGGACUACAAGAAAGACGGAUUCACAGCUAUGGUAGGCGAUGGUGUAAAUGAUGCCCCUGCAUUGGCUACUGCAGAUGUGGGCAUCUCAAUGGGAGUGUCAGGGUCCGCGCUAGCAACAGAGACAGGGCAUGUAAUUCUAAUGUCAAAUGACAUUAGGAAGAUACCAAAAGCUAUCAAGCUAGCAAGGAAAACCCGCAGAAAAGUGAUCGAGAAUAUAGUUUUCUCCAUCACUGCUAAGGCAGGAGUCAUUGCUUUUGCCAUUGCAGGCCACCCACUUGUCUGGCUGGCUGUUCUAGUUGAUGUCUUGACAUGCUUGAUGGUGAUCUUCAACAGCAUGCUUCUCUUGCGGGGAUCAGGCCAUGGACAUAGCAGUAGCAGGUGCUUCGGGCUGUUCUCUUCGGGUCAUUCUCAUAAGACAGAGCACCAUCAUAGUAAGAUGAUGACUGAGCAGUGUUGUUCUAAGAAUGCAGUGCCUCAUUGCUCGGUCACUCCUUGUCAGUCGACCAAAGCAAGUUCAUGUGGGCCUACUAAAUGUUCUUCUAAGGGUUGCUCGACAACUCCUAGUCAUACGACAAAUCCAAAGUCAUGUGAGCCUACGAGAUGUUCUUCUAAGGGUUGCUCGACUGCACCUUGUUACAUGAUCAGUCCCAAGUCAUGUGAGCCUACUAAAUGUUCUUCUAAGGGUUGCACAACUACUCCAAGUCAGACAACUCAUCCCAAGUCAUGUGUGCCCACAAGAUGUUCUUCUCAGGGUUGCUCGACUACUCCUUGUCAGACGAUAAAUCCCAAGUCAUGUGAGCUUACUAAAUGUUCUUCUAAGAAUUGCACGACUACUCCUAGUGAAACAACUGAUCCCAAUCCAUGUGAGCCCACAAAGUGUUCUGCUCGGGGCUGCUCAACUACUCCUAGUCAAACUACUAAUCCUGAGUCGUGUGAGUCUGCAAUAUGCUCUUCUCAGAGCUGCUCAACUCCAUGUCAGACUGCAGCAAAACAGACACCCGAAUCACCAAAAUGUUGUCAGAAUACAAAUCAACAUUUGAGGCUUGCAGAUACAAAUCAUGACUCAAAUGAGAAAUACUAUCAUUCUAGUGAAGAUCAUUAUCUAGACUUUCUUGAAAGUCAGACCAACUCAUGUGGUGGUACAACCAAGAAGGUAGACAAUGAGGAGAUAACGAUGUUCUGUGGAAGCGAGAUCAAACAUGAUGCUUUGAAAUUAGAGGAACAAAAGAGUUCUUGUUGUGAGGGACACAAUGAUGUGAACUGUCAAGGCCAAAUCCAGACAGCUCCUGGAGAAUCUAGUAUCGUAAUCAGCGUGCUGCCUGACAAGAAUGAACAACAUUGUUUACGCUCCCAUGAAAAUCAUGCACCACACCAUCAUCAUCACCAUGAACAACAUCAUGUUCAUAAUGAACCACAUCAUCAUCAUCACCACCAUCAUCAUCAUCCAGUUGUGUCACAUCCGGUAUGCCAUGCUAACACGGUUGCUAAGCACGCGUGCAGCAGUUUGAGAAAGAGGGAGAACCGAGGAUGUUGCAAGAGCUUCAGGAAGGAGUGUUGUAGUAAUACUAAUGCACAGGGUCAUAUAGGAGCUGCUUUUGGAGGUCUCACUGAAAUUGUAACCGAAUAGUUAAUCGAACUAAGGUACAUUAAAGAGAUGAAAAUUCAUCUUCUUCUUAUUUUCUUUUUUUGUUCUAGGGAAAGAAUUGAGAGAUUGAGAGCUAUGGCACAUUGUGGCACUUAGUUUUUCUGUAAAAAGCAUGAUUUGGUUGGGUUUUUUCUUCUCUAAAUCCCCUUUUUUUGGGCAUCUUAGCCGGGGAAUAAAUCCUACAUGUAUGUACAUUGAAGGUGGGAUGGAUACUUCCUCUAUACCCAACUUUGAUUCUCAUUAUGUAAUUACAUGUUGGUUUUAGUAAUCAAAAAUUGUGAUGGGACAAAAAAUAUGUUUGCUUGGAAACUUUGUAAAAGUCUAGUAGUUUAAGCUACUCACUAUAUGGGAAAUGUUAGCUUCUCAAGACA